AUGGUCAGAUUUCCUCCAUCUCCUCUGAUGGAAGAUCUGUUCGCUCAAAUGAUCAAUGGCUUUUGUGAAGACAUCAACAAGGACAAAUUCUUAAAAUCUGCUUGUGUGGUGUGUGGUCAAUUGUGUCUCACUUCAACUUUCUCCACACUGUCAGAUUGUGACAUAGACCUCCGAAUACUAAUGCCCACCACAAAAGCGAUGACCAGGAAGGAGCGAGGAAGUAUCCAAGAUCCAAUAGCAGAGCUGAAAGGACCAGUCAUCCUACCAACUUGUGAUCAUGUUUGUGCAGAAUGUCUACGUGAUCUUGAAAAAGGUUCACUCUCGACGGAUGCUCUAGCUAAUGAUCUUUGGAUUGGAGAGAUCCCUUUUCAAUUGCGAGACCUAACCUGGUGUGAGAAAAUGCUUACAUCAAGGGUCAAGCACAACUACUGCAUAAUUCAGGUCAAGGUAUCAGGUAUGUGGAAAAUGUGUGCCAAUGCCAUAUGCCAUUCUGUGCCAAUGCCCAAGAUUUACUGA
Laetiporus sulphureus 93-53 is the source of this 516-nucleotide messenger RNA. RefSeq lists its product as uncharacterized. The record is from RefSeq and is a predicted model, not a curated record. NCBI's taxonomy places the organism in Eukaryota, Fungi, Basidiomycota, Agaricomycetes, Polyporales, Laetiporaceae. The transcript has a single exon. Bases 1 to 516 code for a protein of 171 amino acids.